Molecule: messenger RNA, 849 nt
Organism: Closterium sp. NIES-65
Lineage: Eukaryota; Viridiplantae; Streptophyta; Zygnematophyceae; Desmidiales; Closteriaceae
Source: the annotation of a GenBank genome assembly
AUGGCUGCCCAGCUCCAUAGCCCGGACGAUGAGAUGACCCUCGUCGACGAUUUCCAUUCCCGUUAUGCCCCGCCGGAGACUCGCAGUGGUGGAAAUUCUCUUUCCUGGGGCGGGUGCGGAGGCAAUUCGCGCCGAUCUGAUCAUGCGCAUUUCGAAGCACUAGCAGCCGUUUCACUUAUGCUCCAAUGCCAUCCCCGAGCUCCAGGCUUCAUCUGGGAAGUCCUCCGUAUCAUCCGACAUGCAUACGCACGCCUCUACUUCGGCCUUCUUAGGACGGCUUUCGCGCACACGUUCCACCUCCCCAACUCCCGCUCGGUGCUGUUGAAAGUGUACGAUGACCCUGGCUUCCUCCGCAUCCCCACGGUCAUCAACUUCGAAGAUGACUCCCCCCCUGCUUUGCUCAACAUCUCCUCCCACGUGUGCUCAUUCUGUGGCAAUAACCACCGCGACGUGGAUCACGAGAUCUUUCCCACCAAACGCAGGCAGCGCGAUGAUUGCAGCUCCUCCCUCACCCCCAACCCACCUCUACCCUCCCUGUCCUCCCUAACCCGUGUUCCGCCCCACCCCCCUCUCUGGCCAGCCUCUUGGCUCGCGGGACUGUCUCUUGGCUCACAGGAUGUGCUUGCAGCCCUCCCCUUUCCCCAACCUGCCUAUACCCUCCUUGUCCCACUCACCCCGUCCUAUGCCCCAACUCCCUCUCGGGCCAGGCUCCAGGAACCCACUCCGCACCUGCAAGUUUCCCUUGUCCCCCACCCUGCCCUUUCCCACUCUAUCCCCCCUCCUUCACCUGCUGCUCAAUCUUCCUCUGAUUCCCUCUCUCACCCUUCCUCUAUUUUCGCUGUAAUCUAA